GUUUGGCCUGCGGCAAAAAGAUGAACGAAGAGGGCGGGACGUUUUGAAACAGAAGAGGGAGGCAGGCGGCAUAGGUUAAAAGUCAUACUCGAGAGCGUGCGUGCGCUUGUCUGCGCGUAUGUGAGAACAUGACAAGGUCAAUCGUGACGAAGCUUCUCGUCCUCGUGAUCUUCAUCUUCAUCGUCUGCCUUCCAGAUUUUUUCGCUCCAUACGGAGUGUCCAAAGUCAGCCUUGUCUGUUUGCCGUGUGAGCGGGACAAGCGAGCGAGGAAGAGGGAGAACUGGCAUGGGAGUGCAGAGGCCGAGGUGAGAAGAAAAACGUCAUGUGACCCGCCUCUCAUCCCAGGAGGGGAGCGAUGGCGUGAGACGUGUGACGAGAGAGCAGGUGACAGCAGCCCUACGACAAAGGAUGUGAGGAGCGAAGACCCACACCUAAGAUGGUACAUUUGUGAAACACAAGGGAGUGCGGCGGAAUUGCAGAGUAACAACUCCCAUUCAGUGUUGCCACAGCUUAGUGACCUGGAGGUGUCAAUGAAGUUUGAAUUUGGAGAUGCUAACUUCCUGAAGCUCACCUUAUAUGGCCGCAGUAAUUCCAGCUCCCUGCAUCUUCAACCAGCUGACGAGGAGACGGAUGAUGAUGGAGGUCACGAUGAGUGGGGUGCUGUGUUCAGGAUCCUCUGGCUGGUUCUCUUGUGUGCGGUAUUGCUGACUUUGACCUCAGCUUUCCUCAGACGAAUUAAGCGCAGCGGACACUGUUGCAGUAAGACACACGAUUAUAUUUUCACUUCACUGCACACGGGAAAGUAG
This is a messenger RNA of Hippocampus zosterae (dwarf seahorse), 806 nucleotides long. RefSeq lists its product as uncharacterized. The transcript is spliced from 5 exons. The record is from RefSeq and is a predicted model, not a curated record. Lineage: Eukaryota; Metazoa; Chordata; Actinopteri; Syngnathiformes; Syngnathidae. Bases 129 to 806 code for a protein of 225 amino acids.